GGAAUUCAGGUUUUGCGCAGGCUUCUCCCACUCCCCACACAUUCGGGGAAGAGAGGAGUUCGGCUAGACUUUAUUCAGUUGCUUCAGCUCGCCUCUCCCGAAGCGCGGGGGUGGGACGGCGGGGCGGUGGGGCGGUCCCUCCCCGGGAGUCUCGGGGCGAAGGGGCAGAGGCUACGGCGCCGACUGCUGCUUCCCGGAGCCCAGGGAUUUACCCUCAGGAAACUCCUCUACUUAAGCGGAGGCGGGGGCCAGGGGGAAUCCCGGCACCCCGGAUCUUGCCACCUCGGCUUUUAGAGGUACAGGGCGAGUGGGCGUCAACUGCUGAGGCGAGUCUGGAGCCAGAACUAACCCUUGAACCCCUAGGCUAACUUUUCCCUAGGCCACUCGAAAGCGGGAGGUAGUUUGCGGAGCCUUGCAGGCAGUCUAACCUCCCCAAAGCCACUUCCUCUGCGGCCGGGGGGCCGGGAACGGUCUGCCAGAAGAGAAGAGGGGGAAGGGCUUCCCUCACACCCGGCAACGUAGACGUAGACAACAGCAACCCGUGAUGAAAAGUUUCCUUAAAAGCCAGCGUCUUUGAGCGAGCGCAGAAGGAAGCAACCGCCGUUUCUCCUGUUGGGAUCCUGGGAGCUCCAGGACCCAGCCCGAGGCGCAGUGUCCUCAAGCAAGCCCACUCCUCAUCCCCUUCUGUUUCUCCUCCAGCUCUCGGGGCGCGGCUAGACGGGGCGCCCUCCCGCGUCCGGGGCAUGUGCGGGCAUUGCGGGCAUGGCAUCUGCGGUAUUUGAGGGCACGUCGCUAGUGAACAUGUUCGUGCGGGGCUGCUGGGUGAAUGGCAUCCGGAGACUGAUCAUCAACCGGCGGGGCGACGAGGAGGAGUUCUUCGAGAUCCGUACUGAGUGGUCGGACCGUAACGUCCUGUAUUUGCAUCGAAGCUAUUCGGACCUGGGACGCCUUUUCCAACGGCUCCGGGACUCCUUUCCAGAAGACCGACCCGAGCUGUCACGGUCCCCGCUCCUGCAAGGGCUAAUUGCAAUAAAGGAUGCUCAUGAUAUAGAAGCCAGACUUAAUGAAGUGGAGAAACUCCUAAAAACUAUUAUUAGCAUGCCGUGCAAAUAUUCUAGGUCAGAAGUGGUGCUUACCUUCUUUGAAAGAUCCCCUUUAGAUCAAGUAUUAAAGAAUGAUAAUGUACAUAAAAUUCAACCAAGUUUUCAGAGUCCAGUCAAAAUAUCAGAAAUCAUGAGGUCUAAUGGAUUUUGUUUAGCAAAUACUGAGACGAUAGUUAUUGAUCACAGUAUACCAAAUGGAAAAGACAAUCACUUGGAUGUGGAUUCAACAGAACAUUUGUUUGAGAAUGGCAGUGAGUUUACCUCAGAGCUGGAGGACAGUGAAGACCCAGCAGCUUAUGUUACCAACCUGUCCUACUAUCACCUGGUCCCUUUUGAGACGGACAUUUUGGACUGAUCUUCCAGUAGCCCAUUCACCAACCCUCUGGCCUUUUAUUACUGACUUAAGCUGCUGUUCCAUAGCCCUCAACCACUUAGACCUGAAGGUGGUCAUCUAACCCCAGAUAUGAGACGGGCCCUGUAGUGGCUCAGAUCAUCAGUGGAUCUCUACACACUUCCUAAGGUACAAGUUUUUGGAAGUCAGUGGAAACAGGGAAAGAGGACUCACAUCAAGAUGGAAUCUGAUAUCAGGGAAAGGUCUAUAGCAAAGUUUGCAGCAGCCACAGAAGCCUCAGGACCACCUAUAUGACAAAGCAUCUCCAUGGACAUUCCUUUUCCUUUCAGUAAAACCAGACUGUUUCCUCAUUACCUGAGAAGCUCACACAUCACACCUGGUGCAUGGAUAAUCACCUAGUGCCUACGGAGGAGACAUACUGUGAGGACUGCAACUCCAUUUAGCUCUGACAGAUCUGUAUUAUUUCCUGAAGAGGAGUAUCCCACUUUCUCCUUAAAGUCACUUGAGCACCCCCUUCCCCAUCCUGCUCUUUUCCACUCUCACACAUGGAUGUGAGUCACAUGUUAAGUUGAGAAAACACUUGGAAUGAUUGUGAACCAUUGCCAAGUUCUGGGGACAGGAAGGGAAAGUUGAGUCAACCAGCCAGGUCAUGAGUAGUUACAGGAUUUCCCUGGGAACCAGGAUAUGUGUUUGUUGUUUUCGGCUCACAUUUGGACGAGCAGGCUCUGCUAAAGCUUGCUCUCACUGUUUUUACUGGAGGCUAAUAACCAAUAUUGUCUGCAGAGCAAGGGGAGACCAUGGAGGAUCAGGCUUCUCCCUGGAUAAGCUCAGACUGAUUUAAUGAUAGGCUUUGGGAGAUCAGGCCAAAAGGAAAAGAAUCUGUUCUGGGCUAACAGCUCUUCAGUGUAGGAGUAAUGAGUCUCUUUAUUACCACCCAGCAGUCAGAGGUUUGACCUCACUUGCUGUUUGUCAAGUAUUUAAUGAAAUAAUUACCAUGCUUAAUCUGAAAGGAUGGGCAACAGGAAGAAAGCUAUUUCUGAGUUGGUUACCUCUCCAGUGGUGGUUUUCUUAGCCUGGGAGUACCUCUGGGUGCUUUGCCUUACAAUCUCCUGAUAAACUUUCCAUCGCUAAGUGUCUACUAACCACAAACAUUUGCUAAUGUAAAUAAUAGUAAAUUAUUGAGAAUCCUAAUUCUUUUACACAGUCUGUUUUAAAAUCUAUUUUAAUGAAAUAAAAAUAUAUUACUCUCCUUA
Messenger RNA from Sarcophilus harrisii (Tasmanian devil), 2708 nucleotides. RefSeq names its product PX domain containing 1 (gene PXDC1). Bases 763 to 1458 code for a protein of 231 amino acids. The transcript is spliced from 5 exons. The record is from RefSeq and is a predicted model, not a curated record. Lineage: Eukaryota; Metazoa; Chordata; Mammalia; Dasyuromorphia; Dasyuridae. Gene Ontology annotation, molecular function: phosphatidylinositol binding.